CUCUCUAAAAUACAUCUCUCUCUCUCUCUCUCUCUCUCUCUCUCUCUUCCUUUCUAUGGCGAAGAAGAGUCCCUCGUCGAAUCUCCUCGCCUCUACAGCUUCAGGUCCUAAAAACAAAAGCCCACCAAAGGAUAUUAGGAGAGACAGAUAAUAUAAGUAUAUAUAUAUAUAUAGAGAGAGAGAGAGAGAGAGAGAGAGAAGAGAAAAGAACCCAUAAGAGAGAAAAGUCAUGGAUUCGUUUGUAGUGGAAGAAUUUCAAGCGUCCUUUCUUGGCUCACAAAAGUUGGGUUAGUUGCUGCUAAUGUGGGUGAGCUGACUGGUUCCUUAUUAUUCAACAGCCAUGGCCACAGAUUCUUCUCUUGAGGGAGUUGCUCAUGACCCGUCAAAAUGCAGUAAAAUGAGUAUGGAGAAGAAAAGAGAACUUGUUUACGAAAUAUCAAAUUGGUCGGAAGGUGCCUCUGAGAUGCUACAGUCAUGGAGUCGUCAGGAAAUCUUGCAGAUCCUUUGCGCUGAGAUGGGAAAGGAAAGAAAGUACACAGGUUUGACAAAGUUGAAAAUUAUAGAGCAUCUUCUAAAAAUUGUAUCUGAAAAGAAAUUGGGAGGCAAUGAGGUCGUAAUAGACGUUGAUUCACAGUCUUCUCCGCCUCCACCUGGCCAGCGGAGUACUAAAAGGCAGAGGAAAACUGAGCAACCAUCUCGGCUAGCUACUGCAGUAAGCAAUGCAUCAAGCAAUAGUGUCACCAUUGAUCUGACUAAUAUUGUGUAUUGCAAAAACUCUGCUUGUAGAGCUACCUUAAGUCGGGAAGAUUCAUUUUGCAAGAGGUGUUCAUGUUGUAUAUGUUACAAGUACGACGAUAACAAGGACCCUAGCUUGUGGUUGAUUUGCAGCUCAGAGCCUCCGUUUCUGGGCAAUUCAUGUGGCAUGUCAUGUCAUCUUGAGUGUGCGUUGAAACACGAAAAGUCUGGUAUUGGUAAAGAGGGGAAAAUCGAGGAACUAGAUGGAAGCUUUCAUUGCGUCUCUUGUGGGAAAGUGAAUGAUUUGCUUGGGUCCUGGAGAAAACAAUUGGUCAUGGCAAAGGAAACCAGACGGGUGGACAUUCUUUGUUAUCGUGUCUCGUUAAGCCAAAAACUUCUCAAGGGAACUAAUAGGUACCAAAUUCUUUAUGAGAUUGUGGAUGAAGCUGUGAACAAGCUUGAAGCAGAAGUUGGUCUAUUGACUGGCUUGCCCGUGAAAAUGGGUAGGGGUAUUGUCAAUAGGCUUUCGUCGGGACAAGAGGUUCAGAAGCUUUGUGCGUCCGCUCUGGAAUUGCUAGACUCGAUGCGUACUGAUGCAAAUUUGCAGUCGUUGCCUGGUCCCAUUAUUCAAGGUAAUAAAAAAUCAAUAGUGCCUGACAUGAUCAAAUUUGAAGACAUCCAGACAACAUCCUUAACUGUGAUUUUGGAUUGUGAGAAUCUUUCAUCAGAAAAUAAUGUAAUCUACACCUUAUGGCACCGUAAGGCCGACGAUAUAAACUAUUCGAUAGAACCAACUUGUAAGGUGUUUGCCCCAAACACGAGGUUUGUUGUUAGAGGCCUUACUCCUGGUACAGAGUAUUGUUUCAAGGUCGUUUCAUUUGACGGCACCAAUGAGUUGGGUACGUGUGAAGUCCGGUCUUCUACAAGCAAUGGGGAUGAGCCCCCGAAUUGCUUGCUGUUGGAGAGAAGUCAAAGCCCAGCAACUAACUGUAGCAGCCUCUCUAAUCCAUCUUCGGUAGAAGAUGAAACCAACAAUGUUGCUCUGUUCAGUGAUCAGGCUGAUAACAGAGCAGACAAUUAUCUUACUUAUUGCAAGGGCACUGAAAAAAUUGUUACUGCUAGUUUAUCGAGUGGUGCCAUUACCUGCAAUAGUGAAGGAGCAAACCUAGGAGAUGCAGUCGGGGAUCGUGCCGUUGGGGUCGUUGGUUCCUUGUCAAAUUCUGAUGUGUUAAAAUUCGAAAACAAGCGUUUGUCUGAGAGCCAAACUAUUGAGGACUUGUGCAAUGAUAACGGGUCAAAUACUCUGGUUCGAACGGGGACAGAAUGUGUGCCAUUUGUUGGUAGCUCAGAUGCAGGGUUGCCCAUUACUCCUUUCAAGGUGGAAAUGCUCAAGGAUGGCCUAGGAAGAAAUGGAAGAUCCAAAUCCAUGAGCAAGGAUCUGGAAAACGGGACUGGCAAAGGUGAACCCCAAGAUGGCAGCACAUCGAAAAAAAGAAGUGCAGAGAGGCCCGACGAGGAAUGCGCAGGAAAUGGUCUUUCGGAUAGGGAUUUCGAGUACUAUGUGAAGAUCAUCAGAUGGUUAGAAUGCGAGGGGCAUAUUGAGAAGAACUUUAGGCAGAAAUUCCUAACCUGGUUUAGCUUGAGAGCAACCCCGCUUGAGGUAAGGAUUGUGAAGGUGUUCAUCGACACAUUUAUCGAAGAUCCAGCAUCGCUUGCGGGGCAACUUGUUGACACUUUCUCAGAAAGUAUUUCUAGCAAGAGAUCAUCUGUUGUACCAACUGGGUUCUGUAUGAAGCUUUGGCAUUGAUCAGCUUUCAAAGGUCUAGCUAUUAGUUUGAAGGAGUUUUUGGGUGCAAACCAAGUCCUGGUUUGUGCGCAGUAAUUCUUUAGACCUCCUAACACACUUCAUUUUAGACUAUUUCAUCAUUUAUAUAUAUAUAUAUAUAUAUAUUA
Messenger RNA from Morus notabilis, 2688 nucleotides. Its product is annotated as VIN3-like protein 2. Gene Ontology annotation, molecular function: protein binding. Gene Ontology annotation, biological process: vernalization response; epigenetic regulation of gene expression. The record is from RefSeq and is a predicted model, not a curated record. The coding region runs from base 341 to 2542 and encodes 733 amino acids. The transcript has 5 exons. NCBI's taxonomy places the organism in Eukaryota, Viridiplantae, Streptophyta, Magnoliopsida, Rosales, Moraceae.